CAAAGGAAAAGUUUUUAUUAGGCUCGGCUGCGAUGCAUCUUACUACUGAGCUUGUAGCAGGCGGUCGGGAGGGGGAUUUUCUGAAUUCUUUCAGAUCUGUUGCAAGGGUAGGCGCCGCAGGUGCUCCGAGGCACUCCGUUGUUCAGGUUGUUUUGGGAGGAGCAAAACAAAAACAUCAUUCUCCACAGGACAAGCUGCCCCAGCUCGCAGCAGCGAAACCUCCCCGUAGUCGCCAGCGCGUGCAGGCUGCCUCCUGUAAACCCCCUGCGGCGCCUUUCACGCGCUCCAUCUGGGCCACCUCUGCCCCCCCGGAAAAUCCCGCCCAGGAAAGGCGAAUCGUGUCUGCCCCGCUAGGGCUGCUGAGCGCAGGGCAGAGUAAACGAAAGGCGUGGAGGAAGCCGGCCGCGAAGCAGCGGGGCAGGGCGCUCGGCGAGGCCGGCGGGCAGGCGAGAGGCGAUCGCGCGGCCAGACGGCCCCAGCCGCUGUCUAAAGGAAGACCCGCUCCGAGCGGGGGCGGCGAUCGGACAGGAGGGAGCAUGAGGGCUGCCGGGGCGCUGCGGGCCGCCAUUUGGGGCCUGCUCCUCCCGUUGGUGAGUGCCCAAGAAGGAAUCUUGCAUGUAUUUAAGAACAGUGAUACUCAGUUAACAAAAGAGUACUGUAUAUAUUAUAACAGAAACUGGAGCACCCUUCCCAGUACCUUAAACAACAUCGUUUAUACAAAACUGGCAUUCUUGACUCCUAAAUUGCUUUGCAGUCAAUCUGAUGUUCCUCAGGCUGAUAUUAUCAAGGACAAAGCCAUUGUAGUAAUGAGAGGAAACUGCACUUUUCUGGAAAAGGCAGAAAUCGCUCAACAUUUUCAUGCUAAAAUGUUGCUGAUUGCCAGUGAAACUCCUAUACAUAUACCUUUUGGUAAUAAGAACCAAAGUAUCAACAUUCCGAUUGCGCUUAUAAGAAAUGAGGAUAUAAUUGAUUUGAAACAGACUCUGGGAAAGAAUGUUAGUGUGGCACUUUAUUCACCACCUGUGCCAGACUAUUUCUACAGUGUGGUGCUCAUCUUUCUAAUUGCUGUGCUCUGUGUGAUACUGGGAGGCUACUGGAGUGGAAUGGUGGAGCUUGAGAAACUAAAGUCAGCCCCCAACUCUGAAAGCAGCACAUCAUUAAGCAGUGUUGAAAAUGUUACUUUAACUCCCGUGACUGCUGUUCUGUUUGUCUGCAUCAGUUGUGUAAUGUUGGUCUUGAUGUACUACUUCUACAAGUGGCUUGUAUAUGUUGUCAUUUCACUUUUCUGCGUGGCCUCUGCCACAAGCCUGUUCAACUGUCUUUCUGUUCUAGUUGAAAAAAUUCCUUAUGGACAAUGCAGGUUUCCAUGCUGGCAUCAAUGCAUCAAAGUAAGACUCUUCUUUCUUGCUCUAUUUUGCAUAGCAGCAUCGGUCACUUGGGCAGUAUUUCGCAAUGAGGAUAGCUGGGCUUGGAUUUUACAAGAUAUCUUAGGAAUUGCUUUCUGCGUGAACUUGAUUAAAACACUCAAAGUACCCAAUUUCAAGUCGUGUGUGCUUCUCUUAGGCCUCCUCCUUCUAUAUGAUGUCUUCUUUGUUUUCAUCACACCAUUCAUUACAAAAAAUGGGGAAAGUAUAAUGGUUGAAGUUGCAACAGGUCCUUCAGAAAACAGUGAAAAGAGUGAUGGAAACUUGGUGGAAGCCUCUGCUGAGCGGUCAGCUCCUCAUGAGAACUUGCCAGUGGUUAUCAAAGUGCCUAAGCUGAUUUUCUCUGGAACGAUGUUAUGCCAGAUGCCAUUUUCAUUGCUUGGAUAUGGUGACAUUGUUUUGCCGGGUCUUCUGGUCGCCUACUGUCACAGAUUUGAUAUUCAGACAAGGUCUUCCCGUGUGUAUUUCAUUUCCUGUACUAUAGCUUAUGCAGUUGGCAUGUUAGUCACCUUCUUGAGUCUGUCACUAAUGAAGAUGGCACAGCCAGCCCUUCUCUAUCUAGUACCAUGCACACUCCUCAGUUCCACACUCGUUGCCUUAUACCGCAAAGAGAUGAAGAAGUUCUGGAAUGGCAACAACUAUCAGGCUAUGGAUUUUGCAGCCAGUGAAGAAAACCCCACAAGAGCCAGUGAACAACAUGGAGGACAAUAACAGGGCACCUAAAAUAAUGUAUCAAGAUUUUCUACUCAAAUACUAGAGACUGGUCUAAUUUUUAAAUGGGAAUAUUUCUUACAGUUUAUUACAAAAAUGACACUUUUUACACUUGCACAUAUAUUUUUGUGACGAGCUGACAGUUGAUACUACCGGAAUACUAAAAAAAGGAAAAAGAAAACCCUGCUCAUUUUUUAAAGUACCAAACUAUAUUAGGUAAACCUGUGCCUUGUUUCACUUGAAAAAAGUGUUUGAUUAUGAGAUGGAACAUAUUUUUACAUAUUGUCCACCUUGGUGCUGUGUAUAAGACUUUCUGGCUAAUGCUUUAUGAACGGUGUUCAUAAAGAGUGGCAUAAAUUAGAAGUGUCUUGAAUGGUUUAUUUUUUUUUCUAGCAGUAAACAAAGAAUGGUGGUUCAGUUGGACUAAACAGUGCAGAUGUGAGAUAGGGGUUAGCAAUAGUUAAUUUAAACUGUGUAGGCAAUACUUCUGGGCCCAUGGGCACAUUUCCAUUUUUUUCUGGGUUUGGAGGGCACAGUAAACCUUAAUUUUUGCCAUUUGCAGGGCUUCCUUGUCCUUCGCCCCUUCCCUGCAUUUCCUCUUUCCAUCCUUUUCCCUAGAUUUCCUUUCUCUCCCACCCCAGCAUUUAUUUCUCUCUCUCUCAGCCCCCAUUUCUUUCUUGUGUCUUCCCACUAUGUCUGCUGCCCCCUCACUGGCCGCCUCCUGCCGCCAUCAUGCCUGGCUUACACCUUCUCGCUUCCCACCCAGCCUUCUCUUCCGUCCACCUGCCCCAUGCGUCUCCUCCUCUGGUUAUUCUGACCCCAUCCACCCACUUGUCUCUUCACAGCUUCAGCCAUCACCCUGUGUCUGUUGCCCGCCACCCAGCCGCACCCCCCCCCCACACACACACACCUCUGCUUCCUCUGCAGUGCCGUACCUGACUCAGAAGCAAGGGAGCAGCAGCACUGAGGGCGAGUGUCUGGGGCAGGGAGAGGGUCCUGGAAGGCUGCUGUCCCUGCUCCAAGGCCGUUUCAUCCCAGCCCAGUUACUGCCAUAGAGGAGCAGUCGUCUGCCACAAUCGUGUGGUGGCCCUCUGAAUAGUCUCUUCAAGUUUUAUUCUUUCUACCCAGAUACGUGAACAGCAAAGCAGUUUAAAGGUAAUAAACAUAGACUAGAUAAGAAUCAAAAUUAUACUUAUCCUUUUUUUUAAACACAGAGGAGUGUUUAAAACUUGAUUCCCAUGCCAGGGAUUCAGAAACAUUCUCUAUGACUUUCAUCCAUCCUUUCAGGGCUUAAAUACAUGGCAUAUUCACUGUCAGAUAAUUUUUAAAAAUGUAAACCAAAGGGUGAGAGGGCCCAAGCUUCCAUUGUGGCUGGAGCACAUGGAAAAGGAAGGUUUAACCCUUCCCUCCCCAUCCACAGUUCCCAUUUAAAAACACCCCCUUUAUAUUACAAUUCCACUAGAAUAAAAGCUCCCAUUGACACCAACAGGAGCUUUUAUUUUAUCACUAACUGCAGUAUGAUGCAGCAAUUUUGGAGGGAUAGUAGCUGAAGAGGAAGAUCUUGGUCUCCCUGCCUGCUGUGGUCCUAGUAGAAAUCGAUCGCCUUUGCACUUAUAAUGGCCUUUUUAAAAAAAAUCCCUUGAUACCGCUGCAAGCACAAUUAACAGAAUAUGUAAUUAGGCUCUCACUAAGGGUGCCACUAGGUUCCAAAUAAUAACUUUUCUCGAAGCGCUAUCCUGUCUUGUAGGCAGAACUCGGUUCAGUGAUACUCUUUUAAAUGCAAAUAAAGUGCUCUUCUUAUGUGAGUUAAAAGCCAGGCCUUUUUCUGCCUUCUCCCCUUUCAUUUUGCAUUUCAUCAGCAUUUGAAAAUUAGUUAUUUGAAUUUGGAAAAUAUUUCCUAUCUAUGACAGCAGUUUCAACGUCUUUAUUUUGGCUAUAUGAAUGAAGGAAAAUGCAAAUGUGUGCAGCAACACAUUUUUAAACCAAAGAUACUUGAAGGAAGCUGCAAAAACAAACUAAGCAAUGCCUUAGUUUUGGUUCAGAGAUAACUGAAAAUCAUGGACAUAGUAGAACAUUAUCUUUUGUGUACUGCAGGAAGAAAUUUGAAACUUCUGCUUUUUGUUUAAACAGGCCCCCAUCAUGUCUGAACUCAGGAACAUGGGAUUUGUUUACAUUGGUUACUGAGAACAAGCCAAGAUCUCAAACCGGGUUUGUUCCUGGAUUGUUUUCACCAAGCACAGUUUAAGCACACCAGAGUUUCCCAAGUACAGACAUUGUGGGAAAUUAGUUUUUGUAAGUAUGAGUUGCAAAAGCUUCUGUUCUUCUUACACACAUGGAAGAGGAAGAGAGAAGGAGGGGGGAAUACAUGAGGCCAAGCUCAUGGUGGUCCAUCCAUGUGGCAGUAAUUUAUGGUUUUAUGUUCCACCAGAAUGAGAAUUUAUUCUACAAAUGUUUAAAUACAGUAUAUCCCUUUCUAAAGCAUAGAUUCAGUAUUCAGAAGUGUUCCAGGUGUUUUCCUCCUGUUGAUUAUAAUCUAAAUAAUUAUCUGCAUAUGUGGGAAGAAGUGUUUGAUGAAUGAAGUCUCCUAUCUGCAUUUCGGCUUUCCCAAGGGAUUGAUCUGGCUUUUAAAUCUAGGGUGAAGCCUACAUGCUUGGCGCAGGCUGCACUUUUCAGACCUUCCCUCCAUACCAGCGAUGGGCAGAGAAGGUGCUACAUCUACAGUGCCUUAACCUACAGUCCAUAUUAUGAACAAUGUUGUUUAGAUCCUCUUCUGAACCAGUUCAUGAGAGAGCUUUGAUUCUGUAUUGAGAGGAAAUAGAAAGUGGGAAGUUACAGGUCUGCUACUCAAGUGCCACUGAAAUGAAUAGAAGCUUUGUGGAACAAGCUUUGUAAUGUUUCCAUUCCACAGAGUUGUUUUCCGUAGACUAGAGAGCUGCCAUUUUAAUUGACCUUUUUCAUCCAGAGUAUUCAUUCCAGUAAAGGUAUGAAUUGAUUGGGAGAUGCAUAUAACAUGAUGCUUUGAAGCAGUUUUCAGAGUGAUGAUGAAUUAACUAAAAGGUUUACAAACCUGAGAAACUUGAAGGGUUAGUCAUCAAGUGUUUUCAUCCCCAAAUACAAGCCAUCUUUCAUAGGUGGUUCUUUAGCCAAGAGGAACUAAUUCAGACACUGGCAAACUUCAAUCUUCCACUGACUGUUGUAAACAGAAUGAACCUGAGAUAACUUUUCCCUUUAAACUGUUUUUCACAGAUGAAGGGUAGGAACUAAAUCAUAGUAAAAUCAUAUUGUUUUCCUUUAAAGAAUGAAUAUUUGCAGUAAAAAAUAGAGGAAUUUUCUUAAGAUGUCUUGAGAAAUUUGGAAUAUUGUGAUCCAUUUCUUUAUAGAUCUAUUUUCAACUCUGGUUUUAUCAAUAGAGGAGUAUUUAAUUCAGUGUUCUUAAAUAUCUAAGCCUUAUUGGAUUAUAUUUUGUAAGGAAUACAUUAGAGGAAUUCUGUCACAGACUGCUCUUCAAACACAAGAACAUAUUGCUCAAGUUAGAAUUAAUAUUCCAGGAGGGCUCAUGUGCUAUAGUUGGUUUCGGAAAGUUAAAUUAACAAGUAUCUGCAUGGAUUAUUAAAUAUGUUAAAUCUGAUAGUUUAUCAGUUACUUAAUAGUAUGUUAUUAAUAUAGUUGAAUAGGACUGAUGCUGGAAAUUUUUACUGAAAAGAUUCAGUGUUUAAAAAUUCAGUUGGCCUUCUACACAUUAAAAGCCUUAUUAGUAAUAAAAUUAAUCUUAAUGCAUUAUGGCAGCAGUCAAUUCUGAUAACUACCUUCUUUUCCACUUUACCUCUGAAACAUUGUACACAUUUUCUAAAAAUGUUAUGGUUUACAAGAUUUGUAUUGAAUAAACCUUUCAACGAUAA
Varanus komodoensis (Komodo dragon) is the source of this 6034-nucleotide messenger RNA. RefSeq names its product signal peptide peptidase like 2A (gene SPPL2A). NCBI's taxonomy places the organism in Eukaryota, Metazoa, Chordata, Lepidosauria, Squamata, Varanidae. Gene Ontology annotation, molecular function: aspartic endopeptidase activity, intramembrane cleaving. The transcript is spliced from 16 exons. The record is from RefSeq and is a predicted model, not a curated record. Gene Ontology annotation, biological process: membrane protein proteolysis. Bases 33 to 2135 code for a protein of 700 amino acids. Gene Ontology annotation, cellular component: cytoplasmic side of endoplasmic reticulum membrane; Golgi-associated vesicle membrane; lysosomal membrane.